AUGCUCUCCCAGUUUCAAGCGAGCUAUCAGCGCGUCGAAGCGAGUCUGCAGAAGCUUACGGAUUCGAUCGCAGCAUACAAUCCAUCUGUCGCGGCCACGGACGAGCUCGUCACUGCGGAUGAAGCUGUGCACAUCAAUGUCAAGCAGCUUACCCAGCACCAGAAGAACUAUACCCGCAUACAGGAACUUCGCCAGACUUCAGAGUCACACGAUGAGACGAUCAAAAACACUCUCCGAUUGCUCGCUGAAACUCGCAAAGAAAUACAAGCCAUUCCUUCCACUGAUACCACCGAGCCGCGCCGCGAAGUGAAGGUCGAUGAACUGCUAGCUUACGCAAAGUUCAUCGCAAGGACUACUGUUCCACCUACUUUCCGAAAACCACUACCCGAAGACCUCCGUCCCAAACAGGCCAAUGGCCAUGCUGCUCAACUGGCGAACGGCAUGGCUACGCCUCCACAAGGCGAUUCUCAAGAGGGCACGUCCGAUAACCCGGCCUACGUGAAGAGUGGGAAUGUUGGGAUCAAAGCAAUGGGGGAGACAGACAAGGCGUGGCUGGUUCCUGCAGAUCUUCCAUUCGAGCCCUGGCCAAACCACGAUGUUAUCAUGCGCGGCGCAUUGGCAGGGAUUCAGAAGAUGAUUGAGAGCGGAGUCGAUCCCGCGAGCGUUCUAAGUCCCGAGCAGCAGGCCGAGGCCGAGCGGUUGAAGGGCGAGGAGGAAGAGCGAGAGCGGAAGACUGAAGAAGACAGGGCGAAGCGGAGAAGAGAGGCAUUUGAGGGAUACGGGCGGAGACAGACUGUCCAGGAAGAUGCUCCGUUCAACCCUGAUGACCUUUGA
Messenger RNA from Ramularia collo-cygni, 834 nucleotides. RefSeq lists its product as uncharacterized. Gene Ontology annotation, biological process: regulation of transcription by RNA polymerase II. Gene Ontology annotation, molecular function: transcription coregulator activity. The transcript has 2 exons. NCBI's taxonomy places the organism in Eukaryota, Fungi, Ascomycota, Dothideomycetes, Mycosphaerellales, Mycosphaerellaceae. The coding region runs from base 1 to 834 and encodes 277 amino acids. The record is from RefSeq and is a predicted model, not a curated record. Gene Ontology annotation, cellular component: core mediator complex; mediator complex.